AUGUCUCCCAAACGUAAGCCAUCCUCCGCUACUAGUACCCCUGCAUCUGUACUUCAAAAACUGCAGAAUUCUGCUGGAGGAUUCUAUGCUGCUACACCAAGACUUAUUCAACAUGUUGAAUAUUUCAUAGGUGGACAGGACGGAAACAUUCUUAUCAGCAAGGGAGGCAGACUCCAACCCACAGAGUUCAUCAUCCAUGGUGUGUUUGAGAUCAGUCGCAAUGACUUUAAUCUCACCCCAGAUGGAAAUUUUAAUCCCUCAAACGUGUUUCAUGGUCACUUUGCAGACAUGAGAUUGAGCUGUCAGCUCACUGCUGGCCAUAACGAUGCAUUCCGAUUCUCAUCGGAAGACUUUCCGGAUAUCCUUGAAAUCUCGCUCAUUUCGAAGGAUUAA
Messenger RNA from Suillus discolor, 393 nucleotides. RefSeq lists its product as uncharacterized. Lineage: Eukaryota; Fungi; Basidiomycota; Agaricomycetes; Boletales; Suillaceae. The transcript has a single exon. The record is from RefSeq and is a predicted model, not a curated record. Bases 1 to 393 code for a protein of 130 amino acids.